GCGGAAGUUUCAGUUCCGCUCACUUCACUUUACUUCGAAAACUGACAAGGGACGGACCAAAGUCACGCUUCUUCUUCUCGCUCUGUCUCUGUGUGAACGAACACCAGAUCCGGCUUCACAAGCAAGGUGAAUCAUGAGCAGCUACAGCGUCACCCUGGUUGGCCCUGCCCCCUGGGGCUUCAGACUGCAAGGGGGGAAGGACUUCUGUCUGCCCCUCACCAUCUCACGGCUGAGCGACGGCGGCAAGGCGGUCCGAGCCAAGAUGAGCAUCGGAGACAUCAUUCUUUCCAUUAAUGGUAUUUCCACUGAGAGCAUGAAUCACCUCGAGGCCCAGAACAAGAUAAAAGCCUGCACCGACGGCCUCAGCCUCACUCUGCAGAGACCCUCUCCUAAAGAUGAAGUGCCUAAGGACGAACCUCAAGAAAUCAUUAAGCCUGUCCCGAUCACGCACCCCGUUUCAAGCACCACAUACACCAAGCCGUCAAGUCAGUCCAGCCCCGCGUACAACAAGACAGCUCGGCCAUUCGGGGUUGGCAGCAGUGUGAGCGGGGCCCCCAAAGUUGCUUCCAUUCCUUCUGAAUCGUCUGCUUUUACACCAGCUGCUCCCUCUCAGCCGCCACAGCCCCCAUUUCCACUGAGGUCCACUCUACCCGCCCCAAUCUCAACUCCGGCCAACUCAGCUCCCAGGUCUAGCCCCGGACGCGCCGCCUUCACCUCCCCAUCUGUCUCUUCCUCCUCAUCUAACUCCUCAUCCCCAGCCAGAGUGACUGCCCCCUCCUCACAGCCCGCUGCCCCGCAGUCCUCCGUCUAUAACACACCUAUCAACCUCUACUCUAAUGCCAAUGCUUGUGAGGUUGCAGUGGGACAGAGACGAGGUCUUUUGGAGAGCCAGGGGCUGACAGAGCCCAUUAAUGGGAAACCCGCCGUUGAGCCUGAGAACCACGCGUCUCCGCUGAGCGACGCCAGUAAGAAGCGUCUGAUUGAGGACACGGAGGACUGGCACCCCCGGACAGGAACCUCCCAGUCCCGCUCCUUCCGUAUCCUGGCCCAGCUCACUGGCACUGAAAACGAGCAAGUUCCAGAGAACAGUGGGAAGAAUGAGGCACUUGACAAAUCCACUCCCACGGCCCACACGUCGCCUGCAGCAAAGACGUACUCCAAAUCGGCGGCAGCACCCAGGAACGGCAACGUUGUCCCUGGGUCCACUUUCGUGAGCCCUGCGGCACAGAACAAGCCCUUGUAUCAGCCAGGAGGUCCAGGAGGUCUGGGAGGUUUUCCAAAGGGUGGAGCAGCUCCUUCAUUUGGCAAAGUCACUGGCCCUGCUCCAAGAGGUCCGGACCGCCCCACUCCACAGCCACAUCCAGAGGACCUCAACUCUCUUAUGCAGCAGGCUGAGCACAUCCCAGCCGGAACACGCACCCCAAUGUGCAACAAGUGCAAUAAUGUCAUCAGGGGCCCGUUCCUUGUGGCCAUGGGCAUGUCAUGGCACCCUGAGGAAUUCAACUGUGCUCACUGCCACUCCUCCCUGGUCGAGCAUGGAUUUGUGGAGGAGAGAGGCCAGGUGUACUGCGGAAGCUGCUACGAGCAGUUCUUCGCCCCGACCUGCUCCCGCUGCAACCAGAAGAUUCUUGGGGAGGUCAUGAACGCCCUAAAACAAUCCUGGCACGUGUAUUGUUUUGUCUGCACUGCCUGCCAACAGCCGAUCAGGGGCAACACGUUUCACAUGGAGGACGGACUGCCAUACUGUGAAAAAGACUACUACAACCUGUUUGGGACCAACUGCCACGGCUGUGAGUUCCCCAUCGAGGCAGGCGACAAGUUCCUGGACGCCCUGGGAUUCACCUGGCACGACACCUGCUUCGUGUGCACGGUCUGCUCGACUAAUCUGGAAGGUCAGCCGUUCUUUUCCAAAAAGGACAAGCCUUUGUGCAAGAAGCACGCCCACACUGUCAAUGUCUGACCUGGGGUCAAGCUCUGGUGUCCGUUUACAGCGAUUCACAUGUCCUUCAGAUAUUAAAUCUCAACAAAAUCUGAUUACUCUGUAUUCUGUUGAAAUAACUUUGGGUCAGAGGCUCCACUUUAGGCGUUAUUCUUGUGUAUUCAUUAGCUCUUUUUGGGAUGAUAAUGCAGGUGUACAUUUGAAUACACUGUUCGCCCCCUUUUCCUCCAGUUCUGUAUCCGUGUGAGUGGAUUUGUAUCACAUGGAUUUGUUUUCAUUUAUGCGGGUGAAACGUUCAGCUCUUUGUAGAAUACGUGUUUACGGCAAUGACCUACUGAACCCCUCAGGGGUCACAUAUUUAAACAUCAUUAGAAAUGUACUACAUCUGUGUCAUGCACAUGCAAGAUCUAGAAAUUAGGAUUAUUUAAGAUUUUAAGUAUAUUUAUUUGUGAGCAGUCACCUUACAUUCAACGAGAUUCAAAAUUUAAAGGCAUUGGGGCCUUCAGAAUAAAAUUGUAUUUGGCUAUUAAUAUUUUGAAUUCUUCUAAAUGAAUGUGGUAUUUAACGACUCCCAGUAAAUGAAUGCACUCAUUGGUAAAGGAUUAAAUUCAGCCUGUGAUUGAAAAGACAGAUCUAAUAGUGAUAACAACCAGCAUGACAUGCUUGUCUUAUCGUGAGUAACCAUGUGAAAAUGUGCUGAAUUCAUCAUUCCUGACAAAUGGAAUUAAUUUUGUGCUGAUCAGAUCUAAGCUAAUGUCUUUUUAUUAUUUUAUAUAUAUAUUUUUUCAACUUUUGAUGCAGUGUGUAUGCCAAACUGUCUUUAUCAGGAUCUGUUCAUGUUUUUUUCUGGUCAUCUUUUAUUUUUUGGGCAGACUUCAGUCUCUUAACACAAAACUAUUUUAAUAUAUGCUUCCAGAAAUCAGUUGUAAGCUUUUUAUUGCCCUUUUGCCUUUGCACACUUUCUAUGUAUAAGAGUGGUUGUUAUUUGUUUAUCCUCUCAUUGGAUUAGGCAUAAACAAGCACGGCUUUCCUUUCAUUUCAAAUAAAAGGGUUCAACAGUGACCACAAUCAAA
Solea senegalensis (Senegalese sole) is the source of this 3012-nucleotide messenger RNA. RefSeq names its product PDZ and LIM domain 5b (gene pdlim5b). Gene Ontology annotation, molecular function: actin binding; muscle alpha-actinin binding. Gene Ontology annotation, biological process: actin cytoskeleton organization; muscle structure development; heart development. NCBI's taxonomy places the organism in Eukaryota, Metazoa, Chordata, Actinopteri, Pleuronectiformes, Soleidae. The record is from RefSeq and is a predicted model, not a curated record. The coding region runs from base 134 to 1960 and encodes 608 amino acids. The transcript is spliced from 13 exons. Gene Ontology annotation, cellular component: filamentous actin; Z disc; stress fiber.